Tauraco erythrolophus (red-crested turaco) is the source of this 545-nucleotide messenger RNA. NCBI's taxonomy places the organism in Eukaryota, Metazoa, Chordata, Aves, Musophagiformes, Musophagidae. The record is from RefSeq and is a predicted model, not a curated record.
GUUCUGAUCAUCUUCGAGAGAAAGAUGGACUAUGGGCUGUGCUAGUUUGGCUUUCAAUCCUAGCAGCUCGAAAGCAGAGCGUGGAGGAGAUCGUCAGGGAUCACUGGGCAAAAUUUGGCCGACAUUACUACUGCAGGUUUGAUUAUGAAGCACUGGAACCCAGAACAGCAUAUUUCAUAAUGAGAGACCUGGAAGCUUUGAUCACUGACAAAUCGUUCAGCCAUCAGCAGUUUGCUGUGGGUAACAAUAUCUACAGUGUGGAACGAACAGACAGCUUUGAGUACAUAGAUCCUGUGGAUGGCACUGUGACCAAAAGACAGGGACUGCGGAUUAUUUUUUCAGAUGCUUCCAGGCUCAUCUUCAGGAUGAGUGCUUCUAGCCAUGUGAGAGCUACUCUCCGGAUCUAUGCAGAGAGUUAUGAAAAGGAUCCUAGCCAACACAACAAGGAACCACAGGCUGUGCUGAGUCCUCUUAUAGCAAUCGCACUGAAAAUAUCUCAGAUUCAUGAGAGGACGGGGCGAAAGGGACCCACUGUCAUCACCUGA